Prunus mume (Japanese apricot) is the source of this 1122-nucleotide messenger RNA. RefSeq names its product Integrase-type DNA-binding superfamily protein. Gene Ontology annotation, biological process: positive regulation of DNA-templated transcription; response to stress. NCBI's taxonomy places the organism in Eukaryota, Viridiplantae, Streptophyta, Magnoliopsida, Rosales, Rosaceae. The record is from RefSeq and is a predicted model, not a curated record. Gene Ontology annotation, molecular function: DNA-binding transcription factor activity; transcription cis-regulatory region binding. Gene Ontology annotation, cellular component: nucleus.
ACUCUCACUCUCUCACUCUCACUCUCAACUGAGCUUUUCUAACCCUCCAAGAAAAAAAGGCCAUGGAAAACUGCAGAAAAUCUCCAUUGAAGCCAUGGAAGAAAGGCCCAACAAGAGGCAAAGGUGGCCCUCAGAAUGCCUCAUGUGAAUACCGUGGCGUUCGGCAAAGAACUUGGGGCAAAUGGGUUGCUGAAAUCAGAGAACCAAAGAAGAGAACCAGGCUCUGGUUGGGCUCUUUUGCCACGGCAGAAGAAGCUGCCAUGGCUUAUGAUGAUGCUGCCAGGAGACUCUAUGGUCCAGAUGCUUUUCUCAAUCUUCCUCACCUCCAAGCCAAUUCCAAUCCUGCACUCAAAUCUCAAAAGUUCAAAUGGUUCCCUUCCCAAAAUUUCAUUUCCAUGUUUCCUUCUUGUGGUUUGCUCAAUAUUAACGCCCAACCAAGUGUUCAUGUCAUUCAUCAGAGGCUCCAAGAACUCAAGCAACAUGGGGUUCUUGGUCAAACUACUCCUUCCUCUAGUUCUUCUUCCUGUGAUUCUAAACCUGAGGUUCACAUCAUAAGCGACAAAACACAGAUAGGAACCGUUGCAGAGAAGGAGAAAGAUGUGGAAAUUUCAUCAGAAAAAAUGACUGAAGACAACCGGGAGAAGCCGCAGAUUGAUCUCAAUGAGUUUCUUCAGCAACUGGGUGUACUGAAAAAGGAGAGACAAUCAGAGGCAAUUGGCACCACAGGAAAUUUUGGAGUUCCAGAAUCUUCAGUUACAGAACUUAAUGAUGAAUUUGGACCCUUUGCUGACAAGAAUUUCAAUUGGGAUGCAUUGAUUGAGAUGCAUGGGAUUUCAGAGCAAGGAGCAGAUGCUGGCAGCUUUCAAGUUUAUGAUGUGAAUGAAGAGCUGCCCUUCCCCACUUCUAUUUGGGACUUGUAAGAGAAGCUUGUUUAACUAGACAUGGAAGAGUAGGGCUUGCUUUUACCAGAGAAGGAAUUUGUUAGAAAUCGGCACUUAGUAGUCGUUUAAAAAUAGGCUAUAGUGGGUAAUAGCACGUUAUAUUGUUAUAUUGUCAAUUUGGCACCACGACAUAUUCAAACAAGAGUUCACCUCAGGGUCCAGAUUGAGUGUACUAAGGCAU